This is a messenger RNA of Choloepus didactylus (southern two-toed sloth), 1694 nucleotides long. RefSeq names its product Ras related GTP binding B (gene RRAGB). Gene Ontology annotation, biological process: positive regulation of TOR signaling; regulation of autophagy; cellular response to starvation. NCBI's taxonomy places the organism in Eukaryota, Metazoa, Chordata, Mammalia, Pilosa, Megalonychidae. Gene Ontology annotation, cellular component: lysosome; nucleus; Gtr1-Gtr2 GTPase complex. The transcript has 9 exons. Gene Ontology annotation, molecular function: GTPase activity; GTP binding. The record is from RefSeq and is a predicted model, not a curated record. Bases 751 to 1674 code for a protein of 307 amino acids.
UUUUUUAAUUAAAAAAAAAAAAAAGAAAUGCACUGUAUUUAGCCUUAAUUUCAUCUAGUAAUUCAGUUAUCUAACUCCAUUUCACUAAGAAAAUGUUCCUGAUAAGGCUGUCUAAAGUUGCUAUCAACAAGAAUACCUAAAAAUACCAGAAAUUUCUAUAUGAUUAAGAAUAAAAACAAAACUUUUCUUGUACAACUUUAGACCAUUUAGACCAAGUUGUUGGUAACAUUUCCUUAGUGAGAUAAAGUAAUGUAGCUGAAAUACCCAAUUAAAUUGAACCUGCAUGCAGUACAUUUUCAUUAAUACUUCCUAUAUUUGUAAUCAGAAAUUUAACAAAAUAUCUUGGGAUUGAAGGUAGUACAUACAGCCCCUUGAUUUGAAAAGCACAGUAAUUGGAGCUAUGUUUCAUAAAGUUUAAAUUUGAAAGGACCCUUAAAAUCGCCUUAUCUAAUUCCUUCCUGGUGCAAGAAUCUACAAGCAUCUUUGACAAGUAUUUUCUGUCUUUGUUAAAUGAUGGCAUUGACAAGAAGGCUAUUUUCCUUCAUAAGGCCACCUUUUUCAUUGGGUAAUUCUCAUUGUUAAAAACUCUCUUGUUUUAGGUCUUUGUUUUGGCAGCUUGCUCAUUCUUUUGGUGAAUGUAUUUUGAGCAUCUGUUAUAUGUUAGGCACUGGAGAUGCAAAGGGGACUCUCCUUGCCCUUCAGGAGCGCACAGUCUUGUGAGAGAUAGGCCCAAAAAACCGGGUGCUGUUGAUGGGUAAAAGUGGGUCUGGUAAGACCAGCAUGAGAUCUAUUAUCUUUGCAAAUUAUAUUGCCAGAGACACACGUCGCCUUGGUGCAACAAUUGAUGUAGAACAUUCUCAUGUUCGGUUUCUGGGAAACCUGGUAUUGAACCUGUGGGACUGUGGUGGAUAUUCUUUUCCUACCAGACAAGACACUUUCAUGGAAAAUUAUUUCACUAGCCAGCGGGACAACAUCUUCCGAAAUGUGGAGGUUCUGAUUUAUGUCUUUGAUGUGGAGAGCCGUGAACUGGAAAAGGACAUGCAUUAUUACCAAUCAUGCCUGGAGGCCAUUUUGCAGAACUCUCCAGAUGCCAAAAUCUUUUGCUUGGUGCACAAAAUGGAUCUGGUACAGGAGGAUCAACGGGACCUGAUUUUUAAAGAGCGAGAAGAAGAUCUGAGGCGUUUGUCUCGUCCAUUGGAAUGUUCUUGUUUCCGAACGUCUAUCUGGGAUGAAACUCUCUAUAAGGCUUGGUCCAGCAUUGUUUAUCAGCUGAUUCCCAAUGUUCAGCAACUGGAAAUGAACCUAAGGAAUUUUGCUGAAAUUAUUGAGGCUGAUGAAGUGCUUCUAUUUGAGAGAGCUACUUUUCUGGUAAUUUCUCACUAUCAAUGUAAAGAGCAGCGUGAUGCCCACAGAUUUGAGAAAAUCAGCAAUAUUAUUAAGCAGUUCAAGCUUAGCUGCAGCAAGCUUGCUGCUUCUUUCCAGAGCAUGGAAGUCAGGAACUCUAACUUUGCUGCUUUCAUUGACAUUUUUACAUCCAACACUUAUGUGAUGGUUGUGAUGUCUGAUCCAUCCAUUCCUUCCGCAGCUACUCUGAUCAAUAUCCGCAAUGCCAGGAAACACUUUGAAAAGCUGGAAAGAGUGGAUGGACCAAAGCAGUGUCUUCUCAUGCGCUGAAAUUGCCAAAUGUUGUUUCA